Molecule: messenger RNA, 5160 nt
Organism: Bombina bombina (fire-bellied toad)
Lineage: Eukaryota; Metazoa; Chordata; Amphibia; Anura; Bombinatoridae
Gene: CPNE8
Product: copine 8
Exons: 20
Coding region: 105-1829 (574 amino acids)
Biological process (GO): cellular response to calcium ion
Cellular component (GO): plasma membrane
Molecular function (GO): calcium-dependent phospholipid binding
Source: RefSeq, a predicted model, not a curated record
UCCUCCUCACUUGCUCUCAGAUCGGACUUGACACUGGAAGCCUAGCGGUGCUGUCUAUCUGCUGAUCUUCCCUUCACUGCUCAUUCCAGGUUCUUCCAGCCCCCAUGAUUGGACCGGAUAAGUUGGGGUUCGAGAUGGACUUCGGGUAUAGGAGCUCUGCCUCUUUAGGCGACUUUAACUCCUUCAGUGCCAGCAUACCUGCCACCAAAGUGGAGUUAACUAUCUCGUGCAGGAAUCUUUUGGAUAGAGACACAUUUUCAAAGUCAGAUCCAAUUUGUGUAUUGUAUACUCAAGGUAUUGGAAACAAGGAAUGGAGAGAGUAUGGGAGGACAGAAGUGAUCGACAACACCUUAAAUCCAGAUUUUGUAAAGAAAUUUAUAAUGGACUACUUUUUUGAGGAAAGGCAAAAUCUCCGGUUUGAUCUGUAUGAUGUUGAUUGUAAAAGUCCUAACCUAGCAAAACACGACUUUCUCGGCCAGGUAUUUUGCACAUUGGGGGAAAUUGUUGGAUCUCAAGCAAGCCGACUUGAAAAAAACAUAACAGGAAUUCCUGGGAAAAAUUGUGGAACAAUCAUAAUUUCAGCAGAAGAGCUGAACAAUUGCAGAGAUGCGGUAUUAAUGCAGUUCUGCGCCAAUAAGCUUGACAAGAAAGAUUUUUUUGGAAAGUCAGAUCCUUUUUUAGUUUUUUACAGAAGCAAUGAAGAUGGCAGCUUCACAAUUUGCCACAAAACAGAAGUUGUAAAAAAUACGUUAAAUCCUGUAUGGCAGGCAUUCAAGAUUCCGGUCAGAGCACUGUGCAAUGGAGAUUUUGACAGGCCAAUUAAAGUAGAAGUCUACGACUGGGACAGAGAUGGGGGUCAUGAUUUUAUUGGUGAUUUCAUAACAAGCUACAGGGAACUUUCACGAGGACAAUCACAGUUCAAUGUUUAUGAGGUAAUAAACCAAAAGAAAAAAGGAAAAAAGAAAAAGUAUCUAAACUCUGGAACUGUGACGUUGCUUUCAUUUUUAGUGGAAACCGAAGUGUCAUUCCUUGAUUAUAUAAAAGGGGGGACUCAAAUUAACUUCACAGUUGCCAUAGAUUUCACAGCAUCAAAUGGUAACCCUGCACAACCAACCUCACUGCAUUAUAUGAAUCCUUAUCAACUGAAUGCAUAUGGCAUGGCACUAAAGGCUGUAGGAGAAAUUAUUCAGGAUUAUGACAGUGACAAAAUGUUCCCUGCAUUGGGGUUUGGAGCAAAACUACCACCUGAUGGGAGAGUAUGUCAUGAAUUUGCUUUGAAUGGAAAUCCGCAAAACCCGUACUGUAAUGGAAUCGAGGGAGUAAUGGAAGCUUAUUACAGAAGUUUAAAAAGUGUACAACUCUAUGGACCAACUAAUUUUGCACCUGUUAUUAAUCAUGUGGCGAGAUAUGCUUCUUCAGUAAAGGACGGCUCCCAGUAUUUUAUUUUGCUGAUUAUUACAGAUGGAGUAAUCUCUGACAUGGCGCAGACAAAAGAGGCUAUAGUCAAUGCCUCAAAGCUUCCAAUGUCAAUUAUAAUUGUGGGAGUAGGACCUGCUGAAUUUGAUGCAAUGAUUGAACUAGAUGGAGAUGAAAUCAGAGUUUCCUCAAGAGGCCGAUAUGCAGAAAGAGAUAUUGUACAGUUUGUUCCUUUCCGAGACUACAUUGACAGAAGCGGAAACACUGUUUUAAGUAUGGCUCGGCUUGCCAAGGAUGUCUUAGCUGAGAUCCCUGACCAGUUUCUCUUAUAUAUGAGGUCCAGAGGAUUCAAGCCAUUUCCUGCUCCUCCUCCGUAUACACCGGCAAGUCACCUUUUACAGACUCAAAUCUGACUGUAGAGUACAGUACUUCCAGCCUCUUAUUACAUCUUUCAAGCUGACUGCUCAGCUUUUAAGUCAAGGUGCACUAAGUAUGGACACGUAACAGGACUGCUCUUCUUUGUGGAAUAUUGAGUUUUUUUGGAUAAAAAAGGUUUCUGUUUACAGACCAAAACUGUAAAUAUCGAUAUAAGAUAAACUAGAAAGAUUUUAAAUACUCUGCAGGAAAAAAAAAAAAAAAAAAAAAGAAACAAUUUCCUAUCUGAGUCAUAUUUUUGUGAAAGUUAAUUUUUAUUGGAAUUGUUGGGGAAAGCACAAAUUACACUUUUAAUCCAAACUGUUUUGUUCUCCCUAACUGAGAUCUACUUCUAUAGGAAUGCAAUUCCUUGGUGUCAAUGUUUACAUGUUACUAAUUUUUAAAUUUCAAUACUUUUGUAACUAUUCUUAAAAAGAGAGUUUAAAAUGAUAUAAAAUCCAGAGUCUUCUAGCUGACAAUAGCUAUAGCCUCAAAAAGCAAUAUCCCUUUUAAAAGAAUACCCUAGACUAACUUGAAAGUAAUGAAGGACAAAUUCACAUUUCUUUAGAAUGCAAGAAAUUGCUAUGUUAAAGCAGUUAUGCGUUUUGACAGAUGCAAAAUAACUAAUACGAUUGAAAAGGGAAUUCUACAAAAGGUGUGAAUUCUGGAAUAAAGAAAUCGUUUUGCCCUGAAUAAUUUAAACUUGCAGUUAACUUAAACACUGCAUUAAAAAUUUGCUAACUAAAUAUAAAAAUCUGAAGAUUUAGAAAAAAAAAAAAAGUUUUGCUUUAAACUUAUAUACAUGCCAUUGGCUGUUUUUUUUUGUUGUUUUUUUAUUUUAUUUCAUGUGACGACAAUAGUAUCACCAUUUUUGUAUGGUUUUAUUAUGAUGCAUGACGUCUAGAUAUGUCUAUCAAAGGGAUGGUAGCUAUACAUACUGGGGUUUAUUGUUAGCAACUUAUCACAUUAAUGCUAUAAGGAGAGAGAGGGCGGGAUAUACGAUUACAGAAUAUGUACUCAACGGCGGUUCUAACAUGGUGCUGGUGGUGAUAUAGCAACUAUUAAUUAUUCAAAUGUGCCAACAAUCCUAUACUAGCCAGAAAUUGUUUUACAUACGUAUAAAUAUAUAUAUAUAUACACACAAACACAUUUAUAGUGCUCUGUAGAGUCCUCUGACUGCUGUUGCAAAAUACAAAAUCUUUUUAAAUGAACAUUAAAUUAAAUAUUUUAAUGUCCCCAUAAAUAGGUAGAUUAUAAGUGGAGUGCAAAAAUAUUAGCGCUAUUGCAAGGUAACAUCACUAAAUAGUCAAUAGUUGAAAUGUAAUAAUUUGUCAUUUAAACUAAAGUCUAGGGCACACAAACACCUGAAUGUUGGAUAGUGCAAGUGAGCUAAAUACCUCACAUUAGAUGUUGGAUAUAGCUCAAGAGCUACACCAAAGUUGCGUCAAACUCCGCACAAGUAAUGAAGUACUUUACUUACAGUAAUAUUAUGGAUUUGUAAUGAAAUAUAAGUUAAAAACACUGCACACUUACAUACAUACAUACAUAUGUAUAUACACAUACACACAUAUAUAUAUAUAUAUAUACAAAUACACACACAUACAUAUACAAACAUGCUUAUAUAUAUAUAUAUAUAUAUAUAUACAUACAUAUGUAUACACACAUAUAUAUAUAUAUACACAGUAUAUAUAUAUAUAUAUAUAUAUAUACACAAAUACAGACACAUUUACACAUACACACACAUACAUAUAUUCAUACACUCACAUGUGCAUAUAUUCAUACACACUCGUUUAUAUAUAUAUACACCUACAAAUACAUACACAUAUACACAGACACACACACAUAUAUAUAAACACACACAUAUAUCACAUAUAUACUGUACAUACACACAUACAAAUAAAUAAACAUACAUAUACACCUUUGAGCCCUUCCAAGUCCAGCACCAUAUUCAUUUUAAUAAGUGUUAAAAUGUUUUGUUUUUAAUAAUAAACCUUUAUUUUAAAUGUAAUCGGUAUAAAUAUAAAUGAAAUACUUUAGUGUAAUAUAUUUUUCAUCUGUUUUGUUAUGCAAUUCUUAAGGUGUUAACACUUUAUGUCAGCUCAGAGCUAUUUUGUGUUGUCCUCAAGGACAGCACUUAACUCACCACUGUGCUAAGUAUAGGAUACUAAAAACAAAUGUCACCCACAUUAAGAUGGUUAACAUUUUUUAACAUCCACCAGUAAUACCAGAUUGUAUGCUGGUCUUGGCACAAGGUGAGCAAAAGAUAACGCAACAUGCACUAUUGAUUGUGCUCCAAUUGUAAUCUAGCAAAAAUGUUUAACAAAGGAACAGCUUUCUAUUAUGCAUUUAAUAUUUAUUUUGCCUGUAUAUGUUGUAAAAUACCAAUGAAAGGUGAGCUUCUUUUACUUCCUCCAGAGAGGCUUAAUAAUUUUGUACCUGCAUAAUAAUUAAGUAUGGGGAAAUUUAUCAGGCCAAAAAAGUUUAUUUACACGUCGCUAAAUAUCUGAAGCAAAAGAGACCAGGAUAUGGAUUCCAUCAGGCAUUUAAGAUGUUUAUCCCUUAACUGCUCUUGAUUUGCACAGCCUGGGCUAACAAAAUGCGAGUAGUAAGUGAUUAUUACAUUGUUAUAUGCAUCUAAAAAAACAACACAAAUAUAAGGAUAAGAACCAGCUAAACGAAAGAGGAUAAAAUAAGACAAUGCUGACUCUCCCACCAGCACCAAACACCACCCUUCAUAUUCAGAUUUGUAUUUGAUUUUUUUUUCUUUGUCUUAAGCUAUAACCGCCCCUGAGGACUGUAGAUAUUCUAUGCUGUUCAAUGCAAAAGUAGGGAGUUUGGGAAAUGCACAUCCAUUAACUGCACACAAAACUAUGUUUACUUAAUUACCCCAAAAAAACCUAUAUAUGCCUGUUCAUAUAUAAUAGUGCAAUGUUUUUGCAUGUACAGUUUUUACAACAUAAUACACAGUUUUGUGGUACUUUGUGUCAAAUACAAUACAUUAAUCUAGAACUAAUGGCCUUAAACACACACCCAGUUCCUCAAAACGAUUGUCAAUUGCCUUGAAAUGAUGGAAAAAUAUUCUAUCUUUUGUGUCAACCUUGUAUCUGCUUUGUAAUGUAAUUUUUAUUUGCAUAAUAUAUGCAUAAAUAAUUUGUCUAUUUCUAUGAUGUACUGUUAAAUCUAAAACUGUAGCCAAUCCUUUUUUUCUGGUAAGCAUGGUAACAGAUAUUUUACUGAAUUAAUAUAUAUAUAUAUCUGCAAUUUUACAUGGCAAAUACUUAUGUAAUGCGAUAUAUUACAUUUUUAUUAUAUUAAAACUAUUUAAAACCA